This is a messenger RNA of Paramecium octaurelia, 2059 nucleotides long. The record is from the annotation of a GenBank genome assembly. NCBI's taxonomy places the organism in Eukaryota, Ciliophora, Oligohymenophorea, Peniculida, Parameciidae.
AUUCAUGAUUAAAUUGGAAAGCGAUGUGACUCCAAAUUUUUAACCUUAAAGAGAUAUUUUAAAGUAGAUGGAAGAGACAAUGAUGGUACUAUAGAAACCAAAACCUCUUCAUGCUCCUCUUAUUUAACAGGAGGAGUUUUCACAAUAGUCCAUGUUGCUAAAAGAAAUUGAUUUUUUUUGUUAAAAGCUUACAACUGUGAAAAAAGCAAAACCCAAAGUUGAAGACGUAUCUACUAAAUAAUUUACGUGCUCAACACCAGAAAUUCAAAAGUUAUAAAUGUUAAAUGAACCAGAUGAAAUGGAUGAAUAAUAGCAUUAAGUUAAAUUUGCUGAUGAAUACUAAUAAGACUUAGAAAAAGUUCGAACAAUACCAAAUGAAUCGGUCUUUUAAAAAAGAACAGGUAUAGUUAGACAAGUACAACCUAAAUUAAUAAUAAAAAAAUUAGAAUUUGAAUUGGAAAACCCACCUUCUUGGAUUCCUGUCAAAAUUGAAAAAAAAUUAGAGUAAGGAUUGAAAUUAAACUUAAAUCUAUGCAUAUUUUGGCCUGAAGAAGAGCUAGCCAAUUUGAGUACAUAAAAUAUCAACAUUUUAUCCUUAAUUGAGAAUAUGAAGAAUAUUAAUUAUUUCAAUCAGUCAAUAAAAUAAUAGAAGAACAACAAUAUUAAAGACUUCACUCUUCUUAGCAUUUAACUCUUUUAGUAAUUGAAAAUUUACAGUAUAAUACUAUGCUUGAAUUACAUCUAUCCUAUUAGAGAACUUUGCAUAAGGGCAAAUGAUAUAAAAAAAGAGUUAUUAAGUGAAGCCCUUUACGAAAGAAAGAAGAAUAUGUUACUAUUAGAAUAAAAACGAAUAACUAAAAAAAUGUUUUUAAGAUAUUUGUUUUUGAGAAUUAAAUACAAGAGUGCAAUUAACAAGAUACUAAGUGAUACAACACAGAUAAGACAAAUGAUAAAUUAAAAAAAAUGUUUUUAAAAGCUCUAUUUAUACUCUUAGAGAAACAAAUCGAAAAAUGAAUUCUACGAAUUAGUUUGUGAUCACAUGAGAGUAAAAACAUUAAAUACAAUAUUUUAAAAUUGGAGAAUAUUUCAUUAAUGUUUGGCUCGAUAAAGAUAAGCAGCACAAUCAAUCAAAAAUAUUCUCCUAAGAUAAUCACUUCAAGCAUGGUAAUAAGUUACUUACUACCUAACUCAAUAAGAGGAAAGAAAGAGACAAUUAGAGAAGGAAUAGAGAGAAAAAGCAUAAAUAGCUGAAAAUCAGAAAGAGGAUGAUGAUAAUUAAAUAUUAUCCUAAUUUUUAACUGAUGAAAAACCGAGACAUAUGUAUGAAGGGCCUAAUUGUUUAAAUGAUGUAUAUACUGUAGAUGAAAGAGAAGUUUAGGCUAAGAAAAUUAAGGUCAUAAUUUUUGAACUAAAAGAAGAUUUAAAAUUAUGUCCUAAUUUAAUGUAAAAAGUAUUUAUAAAAUGGAAAAUAGCAUUUCUUUAAAGACACAGACAAAAAGAAUUUAUUUAAAUUAUGUAACUAAGAAGAAUAUAGAAGGUGUUUCAGUUUUGGAAAAAUGAUAAAGAAUACCACCCCUUUUAUCAAUUUUUAUUAAAAAGAAAAGGUCUUGAAGGAUUCAGAUAUAAUUAAUUAACUAGUAAAUAAUAGAAAUUGUAAGAUUAAUUGAAGAUAAUCACUUUAAAAUAACAAAGACAAUAAAUAGAAGAAAUGGCAAUAGAAGUUUACAAUAAAAAUGUUCAAAAAAAAGCAUUUUAAGCAUGGAAAUAUUUAUUAUAAAAUGACAAUUUACAUGAAUUGUGGUAAUCACUCUCAAAUUAAAAAUUAAAAUAAGAUUUUUAGAUAGUCCAACUUAAAUAUGAUAUAAUUUAAAAGAAAAGAAAGAUUAAAUAUUUCAAAAAAUGGGUUGUGAACUUUAUAAAAAGUCGUAAAUCUAUAAAAAAUCUAUAAUAAUGUGAGGUGACUGCCAAGGAGAAAGCAAUAGAAAGUUUAAUAAGAAUUGCGUUUGAAACAUCUAUGAAAACAUAAUUUAAAUGGUUAGAAUACUAUAAAGAUAAUUGA